Cutaneotrichosporon oleaginosum is the source of this 432-nucleotide messenger RNA. RefSeq lists its product as uncharacterized. Gene Ontology annotation, molecular function: SUMO-specific endopeptidase activity. Gene Ontology annotation, biological process: proteolysis; protein desumoylation. The record is from RefSeq and is a predicted model, not a curated record. Gene Ontology annotation, cellular component: nucleus; cytoplasm. NCBI's taxonomy places the organism in Eukaryota, Fungi, Basidiomycota, Tremellomycetes, Trichosporonales, Trichosporonaceae.
GUUAAACGUUGGACAAAGAAGGCGGAGAUCUUUAAUAAGAAGUUCAUUGUCAUCCCCGUCAAUGAGUCGUAUCACUGGUACCUCGCUGUCAUCUACAACCCUCGGGCAACUCUCGACCGAGCUCGUGCGGCCCGAUUUCGACAUUAUAGGCAGUUGCAAGCGAGUUUGUUGGACUUGGGAGUGCUGACAAUCAGGACGUGGAUUAUCACGUUUGACUCCAUGGGCAGCCGACACCCAUCCGUAGCAACAAACCUUCAGAGGUGGCUGCAAUGUGAGGCCAAAGACAAGCUCGGAGAAGAUGCCGACUUCGCUUCCGUCCCGUACCUGGAGGGCAAGUGUCUGGAGCAGCCCAACUUCUACGAUUGCGGACUGUAUCUCAUUCAUUUCGCGAAGCAGCUCUUGCGGAACAGCGAGGAAGUUUUGCGAUUCAUC